This is a messenger RNA of Candidula unifasciata, 1500 nucleotides long. NCBI's taxonomy places the organism in Eukaryota, Metazoa, Mollusca, Gastropoda, Stylommatophora, Geomitridae. The record is from the annotation of a GenBank genome assembly.
GUGCUGUCUGCCUACCUGAAGUAUAUGGUAGAUGUGUUCCAUCUACUAGGAGCUCCCAAUGAUACCUUUACCAGGGAGCGAAUGAUCGAAGUCAUUGAUUUUGAAACCGUACUCGCCAAUAUCACAGUGCCCCAGGACGAGCGGCGAGACGAGACUAAAAACUACCAUGUCUAUGACCUGGCAAACGUAUCCAGAUCAUUUCCUCAGGUAAAAUGGGUGCACUACAUGAGCCACUUGUUGGAUGAGGUAAACAUCACUGUGGUCCCAACAGAGAAAGUGGUCGUGUACGCUCCAGAGUUUUUAGCUAAACUGAACUCAGUUCUAGCAAACUACACAUCAACCCAGACUGGUCAGAGGAUUCUAAACAGUUACAUGCUCUGGCAUGUUGUCAGCGACUUCGCCACCUUUUUAUCAAAACCAUUCCGAGAUGCCAAAAAAGAAUUAUCAGAAUCCAUGUCUGGACUAACAGGAAAUGAUGACACCUGGCAUAUAUGUAUCACUGACACAGAUUCAGUGCUCGGCUUUGCUCUGGGUGCUCUGUUUGUCAAAGAGACCUUUGUUGGGGGAAGCAAAGCAAAGGCCAAGGAGAUGAUAGAAAACAUCAGGGAUGCCUUUAUCUCAAACUUGCCAAAGCUGGACUGGAUGGAUCCGGUCACCAGAGCUGCGGCAAUAGACAAGGCCCUGGCAGUCAACGAUAUGAUUGGCUACCCAGAUUACAUCAUGGACCCCAAAAAGUUAGACAAGAAAUACCAGAGUUUGCACAUCAACGAAUCGGAUUACUUUGGCAACAACCUGGCCUCCAUUCAUUACAGCUUCCGGAAGACCUUUGAAAAGUUGAGGAAGAAACCACAGAACGACUGGGUUAUGUCCCCUCCUACAGUCAACGCCUACUACACGGCAAGCAAAAACACUAUUGUCUUUCCCGCAGGAAUUCUACAGGCCCCCUUCUUUGACAAGAAUUUCCCACUGUCUCUCAACUACGGCGCUAUGGGUGUAGUUAUGGGACAUGAGCUGACUCACGGAUUUGAUGACCAAGGCAGAGAGUACGACAAGCAUGGCAACAUGAAACAGUGGUGGGCCACAGCCGCCAUUAACAAGUUCAAAGAGAAAACCAAGUGUAUGAUCGACCAGUACAGCAAGUACCAGCUUCACGAGGAGUAUGAACGAGGAAAGCAGACCUUGGGGGAGAACAUUGCAGACAAUGGAGGCCUGAAAUCAUCGUACAAUGCUUACAAGAAACUGGUGCAGAAGAAGGGAAGUGAGCAGCUACUGCCAGCCUUGGGCUUGAGCCACGAGCAGCUGUUUUUCCUCUCCUUUGCUCAGGUAUGGUGUUGGAACAGCAAGCCUGAAACUGACCACAUGCAGUUUUUGACAGACUCGCACUCUCCAGCCAAAUUUAGAGUCAUUGGGACGCUGUCCAACUCCUACGACUUUGCCAAAGAGUUCAGAUGUAGCAACAAAUCAAAGAUGAACCCCAAGGCCAAGUGUGAAAUAUGGUAA